AUUCUCUUUACAGACUCCUUCUAUGACACAUUUCACACUAUGGCAGACAUGAUGUAUUACUGCCAAGCCUUGGCUCUUUUGGAGAUUAUAAAUCCCUUAAUAGGAUUGGUGAAAACAGGAGUUGUACCAGCUGUGAUGCAGGUCCUGGGCAGAAAUUUCAUCUUAUUUAUCAUCCUUGGAAACCUGGAGGAGAUGCAGACAAAGGGUGUGGUCUUCUUCAUAUUCUACCUGUGGAGCACAAUUGAGGUCUUCAGGUACCCGUUCUACAUGCUGGCAUGCAUAGACACUGAGUGGAAGCUGCUCACCUGGAUUAGAUACACAAUCUGGAUCCCACUCUACCCGCUUGGAGCAUUGUCAGAAGCUGUGUCUAUUGUUCAGGCAAUUCCAAUUUUUAAUGAAACUGGGAAAUUCAGCUUCCAACUUCCUUUUCCCCUUGAAGUGACUGUUGGCUUUCCUGUAUUUCUUGUGAUCUACCUACCGCUCCAAUUAUUGG
Molecule: messenger RNA, 493 nt
Organism: Bombina bombina (fire-bellied toad)
Lineage: Eukaryota; Metazoa; Chordata; Amphibia; Anura; Bombinatoridae
Product: very-long-chain (3R)-3-hydroxyacyl-CoA dehydratase 3-like
Exons: 4
Biological process (GO): very long-chain fatty acid biosynthetic process; fatty acid elongation; sphingolipid biosynthetic process
Cellular component (GO): endoplasmic reticulum membrane
Molecular function (GO): 3-hydroxyacyl-CoA dehydratase activity
Source: RefSeq, a predicted model, not a curated record